GUCUUUUGGAGCACUUUGGAGCAUUGGGACGUGAGGAGCAAGGAAGGACUUGGUGCAUGGACGCAGCUCAGCCACACACGCAAGGACGAAGGAGGAAGCCAUCUUGAAGCCAGCUCGACCACUACUCGACCAACCGGUCGAGUUCCUCAACUCGAUCGAGCUGAAGAGUCAACAGUCAAACCCGAAAAAUGUUGCUUCCCCUUUGACUCCCCUUUGACCCUAAACCUAAUCCUCUUGUAUUUAAAGGCUUAG
This is a messenger RNA of Microthlaspi erraticum, 252 nucleotides long. Lineage: Eukaryota; Viridiplantae; Streptophyta; Magnoliopsida; Brassicales; Brassicaceae. The record is from the annotation of a GenBank genome assembly.